This is a messenger RNA of Salvelinus namaycush (lake trout), 3732 nucleotides long. Its product is annotated as transmembrane protein 132D. NCBI's taxonomy places the organism in Eukaryota, Metazoa, Chordata, Actinopteri, Salmoniformes, Salmonidae. The transcript is spliced from 10 exons. The record is from RefSeq and is a predicted model, not a curated record. Bases 1 to 3732 code for a protein of 1243 amino acids.
AUGCAUGGUGACCUUUACAAGGGAGCUCCAGACUGGGAAAGCAGCUCAGACGAGACCUCCAAGCAGGUUAUCUUACUGGAGCUCACUGUCCCUUUGGAGGACCGCAUUGAGGAGGUCAAUGACAGAAGGAGGGUGAAGUACGAGGACCUGGUGGAGCAGUGCCGCAGGCAGGGGUGGAGAGCAAGAUGUGAGCCUGUUGAAGUGGGCUGCAGAGGGUUCGCAGGUGUCCACUGCCAGGAGAUGUCAGAAGACACCAAGAACCAAGCUCCCUUCCCUGUCUACCCCUCAGUUGGCUACCAGAUCCUCAAUGCAGACCACCUACUGCUGAGAGAGAAUAGCCAAGAGCUGCUGGGGAACUCCGGCCUGCAGGCCCAGAGGCAGGCCUUCCUCAUCACCAACCCCGGGGCGGGCCUCCUGCGGCCGGCCGUCAACGCCACGUACGGCCCCCUGUCUGUGGCGAGGCCUAUCGGCCGAGAGCUGCUCCUCAGUGGCCGUAGGAUCCUUCCUGUUAUCCUGGCCCGCCAGGUCCGCUCCUCCACGCCCAUUGUCAGAAUCCUCUUCCACAUGCCCGAUUUGGCCAGUGGAGGUGACGCUGGGAUGAAGGGAGGGGAAAAAGAAGACAGGGGUAGUGGUGGGAGGAAGGGUGCGGCGGAGGAGGGGGCGCAUUGUGUGACGGCGUAUGCCUUCUGGGAGACACGGGAGGUGCGGGGGGCAUGCCUGCUGUCCCCAGGGGGAUUCUGUGUGGCCCAGUUGAAGCCUGAGCCAGCCUGGUUCAGCCCCAGGGAAAGACUGGGAGAGGUGCAGGGGAACCCCGUAGAGAUCUACUUCCAAAGCCGACGGGACCGGACGGGCCAGUGUGUGCCCCAGGACAGCCUGCAGCGUGUGGGGGUGGGGAGGGGAGGCCCAGUGGGGUCUGGUAUACCAAUGAGGAGGGUAGGGAGUGUCAACCUCCUAAAGGCCUCACCUGGGAACCCUACAUUUCUGCGUCUGAGACUAGGGGGAGCCUUGGUAGUCCAGACCUCCUCCAAACCACUGAGAACCACCGACUUUGCCACUUUCUAUGUGUUCCUGUCCAAUGUGUCUGCUGUGGAGAGCUUCACUCUUAGAGCCACAGUGAGGAAGGGCAUGUCAUUCAGUACAGCGAGGCCCAGUGACUCAGCCUUAUGGGACAUCGCCCUGGAGUCUGGCAGAGGGGGCGCAAACACCAUCUCUGCAGUGUGUCAGAGGAAAACCACCACCAUCGGGAAAAGGAUUGCCAGGGGUCUGUUGGAGGUAUUGCAGCUUGACUUUGAGACCAAGGAGUUGACUGAUCAACAAUCAGAGAGCCAGAUGAUCACAUGGCGUUUUGAGACAGGAAACAUCAAGGAUGUCGGCGUCAUGAGGAUCUAUACAUCUCAGAGAGACUACGUGGGUCUGGCACCACUGGUCAUGGACAGUGACGUGCUGAACACAGCUGUUCUGACUGCUAAGAAGGUGUCUGUCCCAGUCAGGACUCUGGCUGUGGAGGCUGACGGCUCCGUCACUGAUGUCACCAACUACACCAACUGCAGGUCCACUGAUGAAAACGUGCUGAAGGUGUCGGAUCGUUGUGACUAUGUGUUUGUGAAUGGGAAGGAGACGAGGGGGAUGAUGAGGAUGGUGCUCAACUUCACCUACAGCUACCUGAGCGCCCAGCUGGAGAUGAGUGUGUGGAUGCCCCGCCUCCCCCUGGUCAUCGAUGUGGCUGACCCCGAGCUCAGCCAGAUCAAGGGCUGGAGGGUCCCGGUGGCCGCUGGCAACAAGAGGACCAGCUGGGACAGUGAGGAAGAGGAGGAGAUGAGGAAGGGCAGGGGCUGCAUGCUACAGUACCAACACACUGUGGUUAGGGUGCUCACACCCUUUGUAGCCGAGCCGUCGGACCCAGCUCCAGACCCCAUGGCAGGGAAAGUGGGGGGGGCUCUGGAGAGUUUCCUGGGGACAGACUGGCAGGUGGAUGUCACCAGGCUGGUGCGUUACUCUUUCAGGGUGAGAGACCCAGCUAUAGCCACACUACAGGCUGGGACUGUACUGCAGGGACGCGCUGCAGGGACCACGACUCUACAGGUGAUGUCUCCUCUGUCUGACUCGAUCCUGGCUGAGCGGAUGGUCAGGGUUCUGGAUGAGAAAGUGAGCGUGACAGAGCUGGGAGUGCAGCUGGUGUCUGGCCUCUCUCUGUCCCUCCAGCUCAGCUCAGGGAGCAACAGGGCCAUUGUCGCCAUGGCUACCACACAGGAAGUCAUGCAGAAACCCAAACAGGAGGCACUGGUCAGCUGCUGGGUCCAGUUCAGUGAUGGCUCAGUGACCCCUCUGGACCUCUUUGACCGCAGCGUCUACUCCCUGACUGUGACUUCAUGGGACGAGAGAGUAGCGACUGUGCGCCGGACCCCCCAGUCAGCGUUUAUGGUGGCGGAGGGCGAGGGUCAGGGGGCGCUGGUGAAGGCAGAGCUGAGGAUUUGUGAGGAGUGCCAGAAGUCCAAGAGAAAGAGCAAGCUGGUGGUGGGCAACGGGCUUCUCAGGGUCACUUUCCAGAUGGGCAGCAGGCCCGACGGAGGGGACACUGGUGGGGGUGUUGCUGAGUAUGGCAAUGAUGGUUCAGAGUCAGAGGGAGAGCCUAAGCCUGUUGUGACAUUACCAUGGGAGCCCACAGCAGUCGUGGCAUCCCAACGAGAGCCUGAGCGCGUUGUGACCUCACCACAGAUUCUAACUGAGGGGGGCGGAGACAGACGCUCGUUCAGGAGCACUGUGCCAGACCUCCAGGAGACCAUCAUGACUGACGUCACCACAUCAUCUAGCAGGGCUCAGGAAGUGGCUGGAGGUGGCAUCUCUACCAUCAGCACCACUACCACCAACACUGACAGUAGUACCACCACCAUGGGCAAACCUGGCACUGACAAACCUCUGGUGACUGGCAGACCUGGCAGGGAUAGAACCCUGGGAAGAGGACAGGGGCUGAGGAGAGACUGGGGAAACCUGGUGGAAAACCCCAACCAGAAGAAAAAGAUGCCCAAAGCAGAGGCACCACCCCAGAAAGAGCAGCCCAAGCCACCGCUGGUGGUGGAGAGUGACCUGGUGAGGACAUUUAGAGCCAUGUCAGACCUAGAGAUCGGUAUCUUCGCCCUGGUGGGGGUCUCUGUGGUGGCCAUCCUGGCCUUCCUGCUAAACUGCACCUCCUAUAACCUCUGCUUCCGGGGCCACAAGACCCCCAUCCAGGGCAACCCAGAUCCCAACAGCCCUAAGGAGCACAGGAAUGACUGGGUGUCACUGGGGACCACAACAGGUCCCCAAGUCUCCACCCUCAAGCGUGAGAACCACCGCUCAAUGGAGUCCAACUGCAGCCUGCAAAGUCACAGCUCCAUAGAUACCCACCGGGCCCUGGAGAGCAGUCUGAGUAUGAGUGCUAUCCCAGAGAGGACAGCCACCCUGGGCAGGAGGACCAGCUCCCAGCAGGUUCCCGCCCUGGACCCCACUGCCCAGCGUUCAGCCACCCUCCUAGCCAAGCCCACCUGCAGCGAUCCCCUCCACUCCCCCACCAGCAAGAGGAACCAGGUCCAGUUCACCACCUUCACCACGCUGGACAUUAAGCACCUGGCUGCCCUGAAGAGGAACGAAGUGGACUUUAACUGGCCCAGUCAGGCUGGGGGAGCUGGGGAGCCUCAGGGGCCCCUACCUGACAUGCCAUGGCCUGUAGUCAGACCCCUGGGCGAGCCAAAGUGA